AUUAUACGGACGUGUUCCUGAAUGUGCUAGGAAGAUGGGGCCACAAACCGUGUUGUCUGAUUCUGAAGAAAAGCGUUUAGUAAAAUGGUGCCAAGAUCUAGCAAAAUGUGGAUUUCCAUUAAAAAGUGAGGAUUUGCUAAACACGGUUCAAACAAUCGUGAAGGAAGAACAGCGAACCACACCGUUUUUAAACGGUCGACCAGGAAGGAAAUGGUAUCAAGGGUUUUUGAAACGUCAUCCCUGUCUAUCAAUUAGAGAAGCAGAAGGAAUUAGUAAGGGUCGAGCGGUAGUAACAGAGGAAGCCAUAAGAAAAUGGUUUAAUGGAUUAAAAAAAUUUCUCAAUGACCAGAACGCUUUGGAUAUUUUAGCUGAUCCAUCCCGAAUAUUUAAUGGUGAUGAAACAAGUUUUAGUAUGUGCCCUAAAACUGGCAAAGUUUUGGCUCCAAAAGGAUAUCGGAAUGUAUAUUCCAUACAAAAGGGGAAUGAAAAAGAAACAAUUACAGUGCUAUUGGUAUUUUCAGCAAAUGGCAAGACCGUGGUACCAAUGGUAGUCUUUCCAUAUAUACGACCGCCCAAAGACAUAAUAAACAGCCUGCCAGAAAAUUGGUUUCUUGGGAAAUCAGAGUCAGGAUGGAUGGUAAGUGAAGUCGAAUAUAUCGCAAAUGGAGUCCACAAUUGGCUUAAUGAUCACAAUGUCCAACGGCCCAUUCUGUUGUUUGUUGAUGGUCAUAAAUCCCACAUGACUUUGGAACUAAGCCAAUUUUGUGAAGACAACAACAUUAUUCUAUAUGCACUACCUCCAAACACUACACACAUGUUGCAACCUGCUGACGUGAGCGUGUUUAAACCACUAAAACAAGAAUGGAAGAAUACCAUAAGAGAAUGGCAAUUGAACCCGGAAAAUAUUUGUAAAGUUAUUAAUAAAUCAACAUUUUGCCCGCUUCUUCACGCGGUUCUCUCUAAAAUAAACAUGGAAGAUACCAUUAAAAAUGGGUUUCGAAAAUGCGGAUUAUACCCUUUUAAUCCUGACAACGUUGAUUACACUAAAUGUGUAAAAAAUCAAUUGGAGUUAUUAGUAGGUGAUCAGUCUGAAAAUGAGAAAAGACUUAAAGAAAGAGAUUUUGAUCGAGCCAUUGAAAUAAUCAACCGAAUAGCUCCUAAUUUAUGUGAACGUGGAAUUGAUUCCGAUGUCAUUAUUGAAGAGAUCAAUAACUUAAAAAGAAAUGGAAAUGAUCAACCUAUUAACAUUUUGAGUAACGUUACCAUAGAGUCAGGCACGUAUAUAAUUAAUGAGGAGGGGGUUUUGGAAAAGCAAACAGAGCUGGUAGUAACGCCAACUUUAGAUACAGAUAAUCCCAGUAAAAAGUUUAAACCUGUUCACUACUCAUCUCCAACUGCAUCAACAAUUAAUGAUAACGAUACUUCAUUUCAGCCUCUUAACUGUUCAAGUCCAAUCCCUACUACUCCUUUAAAUAUUAACCAACCGCUUCCAACUAAUAGAGACUGUUCUUCUCCAAGCUCAUCAGUUACUAGUACGAUUGGUAAAAAUUCCUUAGGCGCUUCGCUAAUGAAAGCCAAAUCCAUGUCACCAACAUUUGAAAAACAUUUAUAUUUCCCAAAGCCAUCAACUUCUUCAAAGCGCAUUUUAAAGCCUAAGGCACCUAGUGCUAUAUCUGCUCUUGCAUGGAGGGUCCAUAUAGAGUCAAAAGAACGUGAAAAAAUUGAUAAAGCUGAAGCUAUAAAAGAAAGAAAACUUCAACGUCAACAAAGAAAAAUUAAUAAAGAAAAUAAACCAAAAAAAAAUAAAAAAGGGAAGAUAAAACAAGUUUGUGGCACAUGUAAAGAAGAUUUGGACACAGACGCUGAGGAUGAUGGUCUGAAAAACAUAGGAUGUGACAUUUGCCCACAGUGGUUUCACCUCAAAUGCACUAAUUUGAAAGAACUGCCGUACGACGAUGUAAUGGGGAUUGACUUUGUGUGCAUAGCAUGCAAUGACCAAAUAGACUGA
Messenger RNA from Calliphora vicina (urban bluebottle blowfly), 2008 nucleotides. RefSeq lists its product as uncharacterized. The transcript has a single exon. Bases 35 to 2008 code for a protein of 657 amino acids. Gene Ontology annotation, cellular component: nucleus. The record is from RefSeq and is a predicted model, not a curated record. Lineage: Eukaryota; Metazoa; Arthropoda; Insecta; Diptera; Calliphoridae. Gene Ontology annotation, molecular function: DNA binding.